AUGUCCCCUUCACCACCACCUCCACCUCCUCCACCGUUUCCUGGCGGUGGUUUAGGGUUACCACCACCUCCACCGACGUAUGAAGCACCACAUCAACCAAUGUAUGGAGCACCACCUCCACCAAUGCAUGGUGGAUCACCUCCACCUCCACCACCACCGAUGUAUGGGGCACCACCACCUCCACCGUUGUAUGGAGGAGCGCCACCUACAGCACCACAUCCACCAACUCCACCGUCACCGCCACCUCCUGGAAUAUCUGAACCUCCACCUCUACCGUUGCAUGCAAGAGUACCUUCACUACCUACAACACCACUUCCACCACCUCCACCAUUGUACGGAGGAGCGACACCUACAACACCACUUCCAUCGUUGUAUGGAGGAGCACUUCCACUGCCACCUGGACCUCCUGGUGGACCACCACCUCCACCUGGAGCAAGGCGAGGUAGAGGACGAGUACGUGGAGGACCGGGAACACAAAGAUCUAACUUAAAGCCAUUGCAUUGGAACAAAGUGACGAGCGCAUUGCAAGGAAGCUUGUGGGAAGAAUUGCAAAGACAUGGAGAGCCCCAAAGUGUGCCAGAAUUUGAUGUAUCAGAACUUGAGACACUCUUCUCUGCCAUAGUCCCAAAGAAAGCUGCUUCUAAAGAAGCUCAACAAAUCUACUUGAUUAAUGAUACAAGGAGAGUUAAUAACUCGCAAAUCAUCCUUACAAGAAGAAGCGAUAUGGCUGCAAUUUUAGCUCUGAAUAACCAACCAAACAUGCCCAGAGUUGUUCAUACUUUCACUCCUCAAUUUGCCAAUUACAAGAAGAUAGAACAUUAUUUUUAUAUGCAUUACAGACCAGCAUCCGAAGUAUAUUCAACAAUCAGAAUUCAAAAUGUAAUGGAUUUGAAGAAGAGAGUGUACAAAAGGGUAUUUGAUUACUAUGAAUAUACAAUUGAAAGAAUAGAUGGAACAAUCAGUAUGUUUACAGAUGCAGAAAUUCCUCAUUUGAAUCCUCAUGAUUUGAAGUUUCUGUUGGUAUAUUUUGGAGAGAAGCAUGAUAAAGGAGUUGUACAAUAUAGGGAUAUUCUCAUGAGGGUAAGAAAGGCUUUAAAAGAGUACAUUCAAUGUUUUUCAAGGGUAGAUAUGGAAUUAGCAAAGAGUUUUGGAGUGGAACAUUUGGUAAUAGAAGCUCCCAACACUAAAUUUGAUAAUAUUGAACAACACAGAAGUGAAACCGUACUACAAGAAAUUUGUAGAUAUGGAAACAAAAAGCAUUUCUUUCGUUUGUCUGAAGCUCAAAAGUUUGAUAACUUCACUGUGCACAACCUGGUUAAUCUUGUAGUGAAUCAUGAGAAUGCAGACGAGAAUCUGAAAAAGCAUGUGUUAGAAAUUCUUCAUUGUCACAUGAAUGCAAAAAUUAAGAUGUCAUUUCCUGAUAUGGUGGUUGCAAUUUUAGCUAUGAAUGAUAACCUUAUAGAUUCCGAUCAAAUACAAGAUUUUCUCAAAUUCUAUCCCACGAAAGAAGAGAUGGAGCAAGUCAAGAAGAAGUUCACUGAUGACUCUGAGACAAUGAUUAAGCACGAACAGUAUAUCCUGGACCUAAUGAAGGUGCCACGUAUGGAUGCGAAAUUAAGGGCUUUUCUGUUCAAAAUUAAAUUUAACAUGCAGCUUACAACAGAGUUUAGAACAAGUCUAAACACAAUAAACUCUGCAUGUGAUGAGGUGCGGAGCAAGAUGACUUUAAUGCAUUAUCUCUGCAAGAUACAACUGAAAGUUUUAGCAGAAGAAAUGCAAGCCAUUCUGAAAGGGUUAGAAAAAGUUAAACAGGAACUAGCUGCAUCGGAAAAUGAUGGCCCCGUGUCUGAAGGUUUUCGUAAGACAUUGAAGGAGUUCAUUGGCCAAGCUGAGGCGGAAAUGACAAGUGUAACAGAUUUCUAUUCCGUUGUGUGUAGAAACGUUGAUGCAUUGACCAUAUAUUUUGGUGAAGAUCCUACUCGUUGUCCUUUUGAACAAAUUACUAUGACCCUUUUGAACUUUGUUAGACUCUUCCGAAAAUGCGACGAAGAGAACUGUAAAGAGGAGGCGGAAAUGGAGCAAGUAAAGGGUGUUAAUAUAAAUUAA
Molecule: messenger RNA, 2106 nt
Organism: Lactuca virosa
Lineage: Eukaryota; Viridiplantae; Streptophyta; Magnoliopsida; Asterales; Asteraceae
Source: the annotation of a GenBank genome assembly